Mytilus trossulus (common blue mussel) is the source of this 6486-nucleotide messenger RNA. RefSeq names its product DDB1- and CUL4-associated factor 1-like. Gene Ontology annotation, cellular component: nucleus; Cul4-RING E3 ubiquitin ligase complex. NCBI's taxonomy places the organism in Eukaryota, Metazoa, Mollusca, Bivalvia, Mytilida, Mytilidae. Gene Ontology annotation, biological process: protein ubiquitination. The record is from RefSeq and is a predicted model, not a curated record. The transcript has 37 exons. The coding region runs from base 114 to 4496 and encodes 1460 amino acids. Gene Ontology annotation, molecular function: protein binding.
CCGAUAGAAUGGCUUUUCCUAUUACUUUCGUAUUCAAGAAAAAAAAUAAAGCAUGAACGAAAAAGAUUGCGGGAAAUUUUGUUAUUUAGGUUAGAAAUAUAUAAAACGAUAAUAUGGCUGCCCUAGAUUCAUUGACGAAAUUUAAUGGUAUUUUGGAUGAAUGGAUUACAAAUGAAUAUCGUAACAGACUUGACAACAAUGAAAUCAUUAACAUGCUUACGAAGUUAUCAGAUAUUAUUGAAAGAGAAACAGAAGAAUUUUACAAGAUGGACCCAGAUCCUUUUGAUGAUAGACAUCCAGGAAGAUCUAAUCCAACCUGUACUCUAGGUCAUUUAAUGAAAGCAUUAUUCAAGAAUGAUAAUUUUAUGAAUAAGCUGGUUAACUCUUACUUACUUGGCGGUCAUCAUAACUUAGAACUUCAGACAGCUGCCUGUCGUCUGCUUCUAGAUGUGCUGCCUGGAUUAGAAGUAGGAAUUGUCUUUGUAGAGACAGAAGGAAUAAUACGUCCCUUACUGGCAUGGGCAGAGAAAGCAGAAGAGCCACUUAGAUCAUAUGCCACAGGUCUGCUAGCAGGAGCUAUGGAAGUGCAAGAUGUGGCUGUAGACUAUAAAGAUGAAAAUCACCACCUGGUAUUAGUACUUUUAAAACGUUUACAUGAAUUGAAAUCACAGAUGGAAAAGGAGAACCAAGAAAAGAUGAAACAAAUAGAAAGACCAUUUGGCCAGUUUUCUGGUAAAUCUCGUGGAUCAACUUCUCCUGGUAGAUCAGGACUGGUACCCACGAGUAGCAGUGAACAAUUCUCUGCAAGAGUAAACAGUGUCCAGAUAUCACCAAAUAAAAGCACAGAGAAUGGUGUGGAAGGGGACAGUUCAUUACCAUGUGUUUCACCAACCAAAAGGAAUAUAGGCAGCAAUUCACCAAGGUCACAGGCUAUUUAUGACCUUGAUACAGAGAUUAGUGGUAGCAGUUGGACUAAUCAACAACCUUAUGUUAUAGGGACAUACUCCAUGAACCCAUUAACAUUAUCAAUGAAGCAGAGGCUUAUUUUACAGUAUCUCACACCACUAGCUGAAUACCAAGAGCUUCUGAGUACAGCUUUUGAAAAGAACUCAUUAGAUUUGAUAUUUUACUAUGUUGACUUGAAAAAGAAUACUGAUGGGAGAUUAGCACUAGAAGCAUUAAAGUAUUUAGCUACACUAUUGUGUCACAAGAAGUUUUCUGUGGAAUUCCUGCAAACCAAUGGAGUACAGAAGUUAUUAGACGUGUACAGACCAUCAAUUGCAGCCACUGGUGUAUCACUCUGUCUAUAUUACUUGUCUUAUUUUGAAGAUGCUAUGGAAAGGGUUUGUUUGUUUCCAGAACAUAUCUUGUCUAAAAUUGUUAAUUAUAUUCUGUGGCUGUUGGAAUGUUCACACAAUUCGAGCAGAAGUCAUGCAGCCAUGUUUUUAGGACAAGCCUUUACAUUCAGGGUUAUACUUGAUUUAUUUGAUAAGAAGGAUGGACUGAGAAGAUUGGUUAAUGUUAUAAGUACACUUGAGAUCAUGAAUGAAAAUGAUGAACAAGUCCACAACACAUUAAAUGAUGAUCAGAUUUACACAAUGAGACAGAUGGUCAGGCACACAACAUUUGCUAUGAAACGCUAUUUUGAAGCUCACUUGUCACUGAAAGCUGAUGAAAUACGUAGAUCACACUUGAGAAAUGAUGGAGGUUCUCCCGUGCAGGAGACACCAGCAUAUAAACCAAUAAAAGUAUCGGGUGAAGUAGUACAAGAUAAUAUAGAGUUAAUGAUGGAUCUGAUGCCUGUCAGACUUCACUGGGAUCCAGAGUUACUCUUCCAUAAACUAGGGGGCGUUGUUCUGCUAACCAAAUUGUUGGCAUUGAUACCUUCAUGGAGCAACUAUACUGGAAAGUCAGAGACAGUUAAGAAUACAUUAGAUAUUUUCACAGUGUGUACAGUUACACCAAGGACACAGUUAGCUUUACUGCAAAAUAUUACAGUUCCAGAAAAUUUGGUUUAUCCUGCCAUCAGCAUAUUUAUAAAUUUAGCUGAUGGUGAAACAUUAGCAGAACCAGAAGUACAGAAGUCAGCAUUGAAUGCUCUCAUAAAUUGUGUGUGUGGUCCUAUAGAAAGGUAUGGAGCUGGUGUAGGUCGAUACAUGAGUGUGGGGAGUAGGAAGAAGAUAAACUCAAAGAUGGGAGAAGAUAUUCUCAGUAAGAUGUGGAAUGGUAUCAGAAUUAACAAUGGCAUUAUGGUACUGCUGAAGUUGUUAUCUAUUAAAACACCAAUAACAGAUGCUGAUUCUAUCAGGGCAUUAGCCUGUAAGGCAUUACUGGGUCUUUCCAGAUCAGAAACAGUAAGACAGAUUAUCAGUAAACUACCUCUCUUUACUAAUGGACAGAUACAAUAUUUAAUGAAGGAACCAGUUUUGCAGGACAAACAACAAGAAUUUAUCAAGUUUUGUAGAUAUGCCAGUGACUUAAUGGAGAGGGUCUCAGGAAAACUAGCUAGUGCUAAUUUUGAUGCUUCACUUGAUGAAAUAAGAAGGGCUGACAUUGUUGCUCACACUAAGAUUAGAUAUUCAGAAAAAGAAUUGUUACAGCUAAUACAUGAUCAUCUACAGAAAAAUGGAUUAAUGGACACUGCUAGUAUGCUUCAAAAAGAAGGCAAUUUACCUCGAUGUACAACACCUCCUAUGAUUCAUCCUGCUAGCCCUCAACUCUACAUGAACCCUCAGGCCACACCUAGUAGAAUGCCAAGACAGUUCAACGCCAUGUCAUCGUCAUCUUCUCAUGCCAUAUCAAGUUUUAGUGCUCCAUCUCUGCCAUUAACCAGUGCCAGUAGCCAGUCAACAACUCCAUGCACACCUGGCCCAAUCAGAUUCACCAGACAAUCUCAGGGAUCUCCUACAAACACUCCAAAGAAUACUUAUUCUAAAUCUAGAUUUUUACGUGAACGAGAUAGUGUAUUUUCUUGUAGUCCAGCAAUGAGGAGUAAAAAUUUCACAUUAAAAUUACAAGGAAGUGAUCAUGAUAUGACAUUAGAUAAGAUAGUGACAGAGUAUCUAAGAAAACAACAUGCUCUGUGUCGGAACCCUGUAUCAACUUGCCCAUCCAUGUCUCUUUUUAAUCCACACAGAUGUCCAGAGCCAAGAGGAAGUAAAUUUGCAUCUAUAAACAUAACAUCUAGAUUAGCAAGUAGAGCUAUUUUACCACCACAUGGAGGACUUGAUGGGGCAUGUGCAAACAGAAAAUUUAUUUACAGCAGAUUUCGUCCUGUCAGAACAUACAAAGAUGCUGAUGAAAAUGGUUUCUCUUCUUGUGCAUUCUCAGUAGAUCAGCAGUAUUUACUUCUAGGUACACACUCAGGUGAUGUCAAAUGUCUCAAUGUAUAUACAGGGGAUGAAGUAGCCUCAAAUCAAUGUCAUUCCAACACAGUAACAAAUUUACAACCUUCCAAGGAUGGAAAUUUAUUAUUAACCUCAUUUGCCAUGUCCUGGACAGAUAUCAGCUCAGCCUCCUCCUUAUGGUCUAUAGGUGAUGGAACAUCACUCACAGAAAGGUAUGCUUUAAAUGGUCAUCAUGCAGAAUUCAGUAAAUUGGUUGAAGACAAGAUACUCACCACAGAAGGAGAAAAAUCUUAUAUAAUAGAUGUUCCAACGGGUGAUACAAUAGUAGAACUAUAUGAUGCAGAUAAAGUAAAUAGUUACCGAGACAACAGGGCAACAUUUCACCCUUCAGAUGACCUUGUAUUAAAUGAUGGUGUAUUAUGGGAUGUAAGAAGUGGCAAAUCGAUACACAAAUUUGACAAGUUCAAUCCUCAUAUAAGUGGAAGUUUUCAUCCAAUGGGAUUGGAAAUCAUCAUUAACUCAGAAAUUUGGGAUAUUAGAACAUUUCAUCUGUUACACACAGCACCAGCUCUAGAUCAGUGCCAAAUUAAAUUCAGCAAUGCUGGGGAUAUCAUAUAUGCCAUUCACAUUGAUGAGGAGAAUGAUAUGUAUGAGAACAGUAAAAGUCCUUACAGCUCAACUCUCAGGACGUUUGACUCUACAAAUUACAGUUCAAUAACUACAUUUGAAACAAAAGCUCAAAGUAUUUGUGACAUAUGUACAGAGAACAAAGAUUCUUGUAUAGCUAUGGUUGAGCAAAAUCAGCAGUUUGGUGAAACUUCCAUGGAUGAAUUUGUUUGUAAGUUGUAUGAGAUAGGAAAACUAAAGGAUUCUGAAGAUGAUCAGCAGGCCGAAGAAGAAGAAGAAAUGGAUAAUGAUGAUGAUGACGAUGAUGGAGGGAAUUUAGAUGAUGAUGAAUUAGAUUCAUUUGAUGAGAAUGAUGGUGAUGAAAUCGAUGAUGACAAUGAUGAUGAUAAUGAUGAUGACGAUGGCGAUGACAACGACGAUGAUGAUGACGAUGAUGCCAGUGAUAUAGAAUUUUCAGUAGCCGGUACAAGUGAAGAAGAUGACGGUGAUUUGGAUGAAGAUUUGUUAUUUCAGCUUUAUUAAUAGCAGAGGGAAUAUGAAUUGAUUGAAUUUUAUGGCAAAUACUACUCAUAUGUUGAUCCAUUUUCUUGCAAGUUAUAAAUUAUUAUUAUACCCUAACAGUCAUUCUUGUCAAUUAACGGAAAUCAGCAGACAUUCCAAUUUAAUCACCAAAACAAGGGUGCAUAUCUACAGAUCAAAAGAGGAAUGAAUGAUCACUUGAAAAUGAUAUUGAAUAUCUGAAAUAGCAAAUAUUUCAAUCCAAAUAAUUCAUCAUCUCAACCUAUGUUUUUAAGCUCCUGUCAUUAGGCAAUCGGGUCAUUAAGUGAUUCCCUUGACCUUCUUUCUGUCCUUUCUCCUGUCUCUCUGUUUGUCCUUCUGUCCAUCCCAAAAGUAUUUUUGCAUAUUAUAAGCAAACUUGAGUGGAGAAACUAGUGUCAUCAGAUACAUUCUUCUUUUAUUUAAAUAGCUCUUUCAUCACAAUCAAGUAGAUUGACAACUUGCAAGUAAAUAGGUAACACGAUGAGAUGUUAUUACUAUACAUAAUAGUUCAAACUGUUUGUUCAGGUGAAUAAAAAAGAAGACAUUCAGAGGCAAAUCUAGUCAUUUUAAAAAGUUAGAAGAUUUAUAAACCCAGGAUAAAAGGGGGGUGUUCCAACUCUUGCAACCUCCCCCUGACAUUUAUACAAAUAAGCUAAUUGUAUGAGGAUUGAAACUUGUAAUUUGGGUAUCUAUUAGAACCUGUAUUUUUGCUACUGGAACUGUAUAUAUCUGUUUUUAAAUGGUUAUUGAGUUUCAUUGUGAAUAGUAAGAAUCUUUGGGAAAUAGAGUAUAUAUUUUACUGAUAAAAUUUAAUGUAUAUUGUGAAAAAUUUAAAUUAUUGUUUUUAAAAUUUUAACAUUUGUUUUCUAUGAAAUACAACGUUGACCAUGAUAUGUAUUCAAUGGCUGUUCUUUCUUUUAACGUUUUCUUCCCUAUGUAUCAAGUGCUGGAUGUUUUAAAUUGUGUAUUUUUUUUCUGUUUCUAUCAUGUAAAUUUCACUCAGAUAAUUAUAUGUCAUCAUAAUGGUGCAAAUUUAAAAUUACCAUUUGCAAAAACUAAUUGAAUUUCUUUUCAUGUAUUUAAGGUGUUUCAUAACAGGAAAAACAUGUUGGUAUAUAUGUCAUUCUCAAUUCAAGAUGAACAUAAAUAAAUAAUGAUCUCAUUAUGUAGAUUUUACUACUGUAUUAAUGACUUCGUCCUUUGAUUCAACCAAGAAGGUUUGUAAUACCCAUAAAGUUGGACCAUACAUGAAGUCAGACAAUACAAUUUAUCACUGUAUUUCUGCCAUCACAUGCUGAAGCAUAUCCACAUAUAUGGUCAUAUUUAUAUAACAGCGCAAUUACUUUAAAGUUAUAUUUAAAGAAGUACAACUGUUGGUUAUUUUCAUAUCUGAAAAUGACAUAUUGAAUUCCUGUCCUUUUUUGUGACGUUGAAUGUUUAAUGGUGCUAUAAAGUGUGAUGGGGACUUGUGUUUUAUGGUUGAUAUGUAAUGGUAGUGGCCACUAUCUGUACAUAUGUCUGUUAUUUUACUAUUCUUAUUAACAAAGUAAAAUUGGGAAAUUGGUUUCAUAGAAGGGUCAUCAUCUUAUAGUAUAUGAAGCUCUUAUGUUAUUUACUGUAUGAAUGAUUUUUGGAGCUUUCAAAUAAAACUGAAACAUGGAUAAGCAAUUUCCUCCUUUACAACUAAUGUAAGUUAUAGACCUUCCCUUAUCAACUCUAAGGAAUUUGUAUGUGUACCAGUAGACUUUCAACGACUUUUGUUUACCUUUAUGGAUUUUUGUUGUUGAAUGUAACAAAUAUUUAUGGUAUUAAUAUGGUAUUAAUAUGUGAUCUCUGCUUAGGACAUCCAGUUUAUAUGUCCCUUUUUUAACCAAACCGAGGUUUUUCCCUACACAAUGUGUUCUCAUUGUAUAUCUUUUUGUAAUAAAUGCAUAGCAUAUCAUUACAAAAUUAAAAGAAUUUUCAUGUUGAA